This is a messenger RNA of Ostrea edulis (European flat oyster), 895 nucleotides long. Its product is annotated as ryncolin-1-like. NCBI's taxonomy places the organism in Eukaryota, Metazoa, Mollusca, Bivalvia, Ostreida, Ostreidae. The coding region runs from base 5 to 856 and encodes 283 amino acids. The transcript is spliced from 6 exons. The record is from RefSeq and is a predicted model, not a curated record.
CACAAUGAUGUGUCUCAUCCUACUGUGUUUAUGUGCUAUUCUGCCGGACAUAUCCAAUACGCAAGAAGUCCAUCCAACGAUUCUCAAACAUCUGCAAAGCAUUCCAAGGUUCUGGAAAAUCAUGACAUCCCACAUUGAAGAUGUCCAUCCAGUCUCCUUCAGCGUUGUUUCCACUUAUAAAGUCACUGGAAUAUUGAAUAACAAAAAGCUCAGGUACCGGGACUGUUCAACCAUAUUGAAGAAGAGACCAAAUACAAGAAAACAGGACGGAGUGUAUGCGAUUUAUCCGGACCUUAAAACAAAGAAACUCGUGUACUGUGACAUGACAACAGAAGGAGGCGGUUGGACGGUCAUCCAGAAAAGACUUGAUGGGUCGACAGAUUUUUACAGGGACUGGCAAACCUACAAAAGUGGAUUUGGAGAUCCCAAGAAAAAUUAUUGGAUAGGAAACAACGUCCUACACUUGCUGACAAAGUCCAGAAACAAUGCCCUCCGUGUGGACCUUCAGAAAUUUAACGGUCAGAAGGCAUACGCUAAAUACUCCAAGUUCUCUGUUGGUGACGAAAGCAGCAAAUAUAAGCUAACUGUAUCAGGAUACAAGGGCACUCCAGGAGACAGUCUCAACGAGCAUAACGGAAUGAAAUUUUCAACGAAAGAUCAGGACAACGAUACACAUAGAGGAAAUUGUGCCAAGGGUUAUAAAGGAGGGUGGUGGUAUGGGACUUGUUUCGCUUCCAACCUCAAUGGACAGUAUGCUAACUCCGCCGUGGAUGGUUUUAAAUACCCUAACUGGUUUCACUGGGGAAAUAACUACGAGGCAUUGAAAAGAACAUCUAUGAUGAUCCGACCAUCAUAGUAAAUACAUUCUGUCAGUAAGUUCAAUAAAAUAUGGUAG